Molecule: messenger RNA, 863 nt
Organism: Setaria italica (foxtail millet)
Lineage: Eukaryota; Viridiplantae; Streptophyta; Magnoliopsida; Poales; Poaceae
Exons: 4
Coding region: 1-681 (226 amino acids)
Source: RefSeq, a predicted model, not a curated record
AUGCAGCCGCACCACUGUUUCCUUCCCUUGAGACUGAAGCCAACUCCUCCUCCCUUGAGAUCAUACCACAAGGUUCCAGUGAAUGGACAUCAGAAGGCCGCUGCUGCUGCAGCUGUUCUUGCAGGUAGGGUUUCCCACGCCGCCUUCUCAUCCCCACCCCAUCCCGUCCCCCACGUGGCCCUUCUCAUCCUCACCCCGUCCUGUCCCCCACGCCGCACGCGCCGUCCUGUCCCCCACGCCGACGAGCCCACUGCUCCGAAUCUCGAGCUGACGACGUGCCCUGCUCCAACAUCUGUAGCGUCCUCCUUCGCUCCACCUUUGAACAUGAUGCCUCUUGCACGAAAGUUGGCUGCAAGCAGACGGCAACCAGCAGAGUCGCCAGCCACUGAAUGUGAAAGAGUAAGGGCUGAAAUGAUCAUGAGGAACAAUCGUGUAUUUCAGUCCCUUGGUAUUAAUGCAACAAAGGACAUUUUGAACAAGACCAUUCAAACAAAGAAGGAUGCACUUUUGAACAAGACCACUGCAGCUAAGAAGGCUAUGGCUCGUGAAAACUCUGGUUCAUUGUAUGACCCUAGAGAUAGUGAUGGCAGUGAAGAGGGUGUAGUUGAUAAGGUUUCACAGAAUGUGCCUUGCAACACCAUCGUUGCUAAUGGAGGAGCAAGAGGUUCAAAGAGAGUGUAAGCACCUGGUGAACAAGGCCAAAAUCAACCUCCUAGAGUGACUAGGCAGAGGACAAAGGAACUGAUUCGAAGCGAGGAAGGCGUCCAUGUUGCAACUACAACUAUACAAGAAGAUGCAUUGACUAUUACCAAUUGUCUUAACCAAACUGACCAUGAUAUAGAAAUGCCCAAAGAAGGCAAGAA